UUUUGACUUGUGCGGGCACCCGUAUUUUCGACUUGUUACCAAGGCAGCCAGGAAGAAGCUGUGAGACGAGCUGACGGAGCAGCUAUGGGCUUCAGAAAAGGUUGAGGAUUUUUCCAGCUUGCCACCAUGGGCACCGCAUCCUCUAUGGUCAGCCCAGGAGAGGUGAUCGAGGAUGGAUAUGGGGGUGAAGGUGGAGAAGCUUGUGAGAUACCGGUCGAGGUCAAGCCCAAAGCCCGACUCCUGCGCAGCUCCUUCCGUCGAGGACCUCGGGUAAUCGGGGCCAGUUUCAAAUCCACAGGAUCUGUGGAUUUAGAGUACGCUGCAGAGUAUGAAAGACUCCGUAAAGAGUAUGAGAUCUUCCGUGUCAGCAAGAAUAAUGAGAUCUCAUCCAUGCAGAAGAAGGAAGCCAAGCUGGAUGAAGAGAACAAGAGGCUGAGAGCUGAGUUACAGGCUUUGCAGAAAACCUACCAGAAGAUCCUUAGAGAAAAAGAAAGUGCUCUUGAGGCAAAGUACCAAGCUAUGGAGAGGGCUGCCACCUUUGAACACGACAGGGACAAAGUAAAGCGACAGUUUAAGAUUUUCCGAGAAACAAAAGAGAAGGAGAUACAAGACCUGUUGCGAGCGAAAAGGGACUUAGAGGCCAAAUUGCAACAGCUACAGGCUCAGGGCAUCCAAGUCUAUGAUCCAAAUGACUCCGAUUCAGAUGACAACCAAACCACUGUCACUGCUGCAGGGACACAGUGCGAGUACUGGACUGGUGGUGUUCUGGGAAGUGAGCCCUCUAUGGGCAGCAUGAUGCAGCUGCAGCAGACCUUCAGAGGACCAGAGUUUGCACACAGUUUGAUAGAUGUGGAGGGACCCUUUGCAAAUGUGAGCAGAGAUGACUGGGAUGCAGCAGUGGCCAGUCUCCUCCAGGUUUCACCUCAUGUGCCCCAGGCCUUAUGGAGUAACACAGUGCGCUGCUACCUGAUCUGCACCCCGGAGACUAAAGCUGAGCUGGAUAUCUUUAUUAAGAAGCACUCUCCUGUGUUACGGCGGAUGUGUGAGGGUCUAGGCCACUUCUACCUGAAUGUCUGCUUCCCAGAGGAGAAUGCUGCUUCGUACGCUGUGGAGCGAAAGCAGGAGAUUGAAAGGAGUUCUGUGUGUGUACUUCUUCUGAAAUCCACUGUCACAAGCUCUCUGGUGGAGGACUGUGAGGAGGCUUUUGUGAAGAAUCCAGAUGGUCAUCCUUUGGUACUCUACCUGAGAACUGAAGAAGGUCACAGUUUGACUGGACCCAUCAGACAACUGCUAGAACGGGUGAAUGCUGCAGACAAGGCUGCUAAAAUCAAGGUGGUGGAUCAUAGUGGUUCUGCUGAAGAGGGGGCCAAUCUGAUUUAUGCUCAGCUAGAGAAAGUCAUCAAACAGGAGCUGCUGGGUCUUGAGGGAGCAGAUGUUGACUCUAAGGACUCUGGGAUAGAGGAGGGGCAUGAGGAAGACUCAGGAGAUGUGCUGUGGGACCUGCAUGAUGAGCAGGAACAGAUUGAGUCUUAUCAGCAGGCUUGUAGCAGCACCACCUCACAAUUAGGCUUCCAGAAGUAUAUAGAUCGUUUGAAUGAUAUGAUAGCAGCUCCUCCUCCCACACCGCCUCUGCUGGUAUCUGGUGGUCCAGGCUCAGGGAAGUCUCUGUUGCUGUCCAAAUGGAUUGAACUGCAGCAGAAACAAUCCCCCAACACCUUGUUUCUUUAUCAUUUUGUUGGUCGCCCACUUUCUACAAGCUCGGAGCCUGUUCUCAUUAUCAAACGCCUCACAGUCAAACUGCUGCAGCACUUCUGGUCAAUUUCUGGCUUGUCAAUGGAGCCCAGUAAGAUCUUGGAGGAGUUUCCCCGCUGGCUUGAAAGACUAUCAGCGCGACAUCAAGGAAACAUCAUUAUCAUCAUAGACUCCAUUGACCAAAUACAGCAAGCAGAAAGACACAUGAAGUGGCUGAUUGACCCUCUACCUGUCAAUGUCAGAGUGGUUGUGUCUGUCAAUGUAGAGACGUGUCCUCAAGCUUGGAGGUUGUGGCCCACACUCCACUUAGACCCACUUAGUCCCAGAGAGGUCAGGAGUGUUGUCAAUGCAGAGUGCCAGAAUGUGGAUUUUAAACUUACCAAGGACCAGGAAAAGAAGCUGGAAAGGCAUUGUCGUUCUGCAUCCACCUGCAAUGCAUUAUACGUCACACUGCUGGCAAGGAUGAUCACCAGUAAAUCGUGUUGGUCGCUGGAGAAAAGCCUGGAGCAGUGCCUUCAUUGUCAGGACACCAUGUCACUCUAUCGCCUGGCACUUAAGAUGACGCUGAACUCUCUCAGCACAGACAGAGAGCGGCACAUUAUGAGAGAGAUAUUGUGCCUUGUAUGUGCCAGCCAUAAUGGAGUGAGUGAAUCAGAGGUACUAGAUCUUUUCCCAGAGGUCGAGUUGCCUCUUCUGUCCUCUCUGCUUUACCGCCUGAACAGACUCUGCAUUGUAACCCUCCGCUGUGGACUCAUCAGGUUUCAACAUCUGCAGGCUUGGGAAGCUGUGAGACUGGAGUUUUUAGAUGGGGGAAGCAGCUCCACUACAUACAGAGAGAAGCUAAUCCAUUACUUCAACCAACAGCUCAGUCAGGACCGUGUGACGUGGCGUGUCGCAGAUGAACUUCCCUGGUUGCUACAGCAGCAGGAGGACAGAACUAAACUACAGCUCAGCCUUUUGAACCUGUUUGUCUCCCAAAACCUCUACAAGAGAGGUCAUUUCUCUGAGCUGCUGGCCUAUUGGCAGUAUGUGGGGAAAGACAAAAGCUCCAUGGCUAGUGAGUACUUUGACUCUCUGAAACGCUAUGAGAAGAGCUGUGAGAGUGAGGACAGCAUGACCAAGCUCGCAAACUUAUACGAAACGUUAGGGCGUUUCCUCAAAGACCUGGGCCUUCCUAGUCAGGCUGUAGCCCCUUUACAAAGGUCUCUGGAGAUCAGAGAGACAGCCCUGGAUCCAGACCAUCCCAGCGUAGCUCGCUCUCUACACCAGCUGGCUGGAGUUUAUGUCCAGUGGAAGAAAUAUGGCAAUGCUGAGCAGCUGUACAAGCAAGCCCUUGAGAUAAGUGAGAAUGCCUAUGGUGCGGAGCACGCCAGCGUGGCACGAGAGCUGGAGUCACUGGCUAUGCUUUACCAGAAGCAAAACAAGUAUGAACAAGCAGAGAAACUCAGGAAGAGGUCAGUGAAGAUCCGUCAGAAGACUGCUCGCCAGAAAGGUCAUAUGUAUGGCUUCACUUUGCUGAGGCGCAGAGCUCUGCAGCUGGAAGAGUUGACUCUGGGAAAAGACUCUGCAGACUGUGCUAAGACGCUCAAUGAACUGGGCGUCCUGUACUACCUCCAGAACAACCUAGAUGCAGCCAAGGUGUUCCUGACCCGCUCUCUGGAGAUGCGCCAGCGUGUCCUCGGCCCAGAUCACCCAGACUGUGCUCAGUCCCUCAACAACCUUGCUGCGCUGCACACUGAAAGGAGGGAGUACGAAACGGCCGAGGACAUGUAUGAGAGGGCGCUGGACAUCCGCAAGAAAGCCCUGUCCCCUGACCACCCCUCCCUGGCAUACACCCUCAAACACCUGGCCAUGCUCUAUAAACGCAGAGGGAAGCUGGAGAAGGCAGUUCCACUUUAUGAGCUGUCUUUGGAAAUCAGGGAAAAAAGUUUUGGACCCAAACACCCCAGUGUGGCCACGGCACUGGUCAACCUGGCAGUAAUCUACUGUCAGCUGAAAAAGCACAGUGACGCCUUGCCCCUUUAUGAAAGAGCACUUAAAGUGUAUGAAGACAGUUUGGGACGCUCGCAUCCUCGAGUCGGAGAGACCCUAAAAAACCUGGCUGUGCUCAGCUAUGAAGAGGGUGACUUUGAGAAAGCGGCUGAGCUUUACAAGCGUGCAAUGGAGAUUAAAGAGGCAGAGCCAUCAUUAGUGUGUGGUAACGCCCCGUCUCGCCAUUCCUCCAGUGGAGACACGUUCAGUCUGAGGGGACCUGCUCCACUCCCACAUGCCCCGAGUUCUGGUCAGUCAAACCCAACUUUCCUCAUCCAGACACCUUCAAAGAGCUAUGUUCUCAGGAAGAGACCCCCAGGAGAGCUGCUGCCAGGAGCCCACAAGGUGGACAGGGAGUAUCGGGUGCAGAAGGCCCUCUUCUCUGCUGGUUUCCCCGUGCCUCAGCCUCUCUUGCACUGCACCGAUGCGGAAGUCAUUGGGACCGAGUUCUACUUAAUGGAGCAUGUGAAGGGGCGAAUUUUCAGGGAUCUUCGUCUCCCUGGAGUGAGUCCAGCAGAGAGAACAGCUCUGUAUGUGGCUGCAGUGGAACUCUUGGCAAAGCUUCACUCGCUGGACCUGGCAUCACUCAACCUUGAAGGUUAUGGCAGAGGCGCCGGUUAUUGCAGGAGACAAGUGUCCACCUGGACAAAGCAGUACAAGGCAGCAGCACACAAAGACAUUCCAGCCAUGAAUGAACUGUCCGGUUGGUUGAUGAAGAAUUUACCAGCCAGUGAUAGUGAAGUCACUCUGGUCCAUGGAGAUUUCCGAGUGGACAACUUGGUUUUCCAUCCAACUGAGGCACGUGUGAUAGCAGUGUUGGACUGGGAGCUGUCGACCACCGGGCAGCCGUUGGUGGACUUGGCCUACUUCCUUAUGCCUUACUACUGGCCCACAAGUUUAAGCAUCAUCAGCUCAAUGGGCAGUUUGAAAGGAGUAGAAGGAGCUCCAUCUGUGGGCGACCUGAUCUCCAUUUACUGCAGAUGUCGGGGGAUCCCAUCCAUGUUGCCACAGUGGAAUUUUUACUUGGCCCUGUCGAACUUUAAAAUGGCUGGAAUUGCUCAGGGGAUCUAUGCUCGCCACUUACUGGGUAACGCCAGUGCGCCCAAUGCAGCCCUGUUCGGCCAGUGUGUGGAGCCCUUGGCUAAAGAAACCUUGCAGCUCGUGCAGAGGCCUCUCACAGAUCCAACAAAAGACAGACUGUUCCUCCAGACUGCUAAAGGUCAGGCUGUUCUCCAGCAGGUCAAAGACUUCAUGAGACAGUACGUGCUUCCGGCUCAGCAGGAAGUUGCGGAGUACUAUUCCAAACAUGCUCAGUCUUCACAAAGGUGGCGCACCCCGCAAAUAAUAGAAGAUCUAAAGGUGAAAGCCAGGGCGGCGGGACUGUGGAACCUGUUCCUGCCUACAGUCAGUGGACUCAGUCAGCUGGAUUAUGCGUAUAUUGCAGAAGAAACUGGACGUUGCCUCUUUGCCCCUGAAGUGUUCAACUGCCAGGCUCCUGACACGGGAAAUAUGGAGGUGCUCCACAUGUUUGGCAGUGAGGAACAGAAGAAGAAAUGGCUGGAGCCUUUGCUCAGUGGAGAGAUCCGCUCCUGCUUCUGUAUGACAGAGCCUGAUGUGGCCUCCAGUGAUGCAACCAACAUGGAGUGCAGCUUUCGCAAGGAUAAAGACAACUACAUCAUAAAUGGCAAGAAAUGGUGGAGCAGUGGUGCUGGCAAUCCCCAAUGCAAAGUGGCCAUUGUGAUGUGCAGGAGCAGCUCUCAGGAUGUUAGCAGCAGACAUGGCCAACACAGCAUGAUCCUCGUACCUAUGGACACACCAGGUGUAAAGCUCGUCAGGCCGGUCACUGUGUUUGGACAGGAUGAUGCGAUCCAUGGCGGCCACUUUGAAGUGCACUUUGAAAACGUUUGGGUCCCUGCCACCAACAUGAUUCUGGGGGAGGGCAGGGGGUUUGAGAUCGCUCAGGGUCGUCUGGGACCCGGCAGGCUGCACCACUGUAUGAGAGCCAUCGGCCUCGCGGAGUUUGCGCUGGAGCUACUUUGCCAGAGGGCUGCUUCCAGGCAAACAUUUGGGAAAAAGCUGUACCAACAUGAAGUUGUCACUCACUGGAUAGCAGAGUGUCGCCUCAUGAUAGAACAGACCCGCCUGCUGACCCUCAGUGCUGCUCAUGCUCUGGAUACAAUGGGCAGCCGGUUUGCUCGCAAGCAGAUUGCUAUGAUCAAAGUGGCAGCAGCCAGAAUGGCCUGUAAGGUGGUGGACUGUGCCAUCCAGGUGUACGGAGGUGCAGGUGUGUCUGGAGACUUCCCACUAGCACAGAUGUAUGCUUAUGCCCGGACUCUGCGCAUCGCUGAUGGACCAGACGAGGUUCACCUCUCCUCCAUAGCAUAUCUGGAACUGAGAGAUCAGCUAAAACAGACACAGGCAAAACUAUGAUCUUGUGCCUACAACAUCACUACAUGGUAAUAAGCUAUUACAUUGCCAUGCUCUCAGCUUUUGUCUUUACAACAACAGUUAGUGAACCUUCUGUGAUCUCAAAACAGCUUAAAUGAACAAAAAUAAUCUUGUAACUGAUUUGUAAUAAGCUGUAUAUUUUUACUGCAUCCUACUUGAAGUUAAAAAUCAUUGUGUUCAAAGUAUGUCUGCAUCAGCUAUUUAAUAAAAACAUAACACUUGUUUA
Molecule: messenger RNA, 6457 nt
Organism: Acanthochromis polyacanthus (spiny chromis)
Lineage: Eukaryota; Metazoa; Chordata; Actinopteri; Pomacentridae
Gene: nphp3
Product: nephronophthisis 3
Exons: 47
Coding region: 127-6213 (2028 amino acids)
Biological process (GO): kidney development; determination of left/right symmetry; convergent extension
Cellular component (GO): mitochondrion
Molecular function (GO): flavin adenine dinucleotide binding; oxidoreductase activity, acting on the CH-CH group of donors; protein binding
Source: RefSeq, a predicted model, not a curated record